AUGGAGCACCAGAUCUCUAACUGCCCGCUAAUCAGCGAUGCUCAGUUGGCGGGUAAAUCAAACCCAAAACUGACCACCAUAGGAGAGACCAAGUCAAGAGUACCGGCCAGGGUGUAUUCGUUGGACCAGCAAUCGGUGCCUGAGCCAAUGGAAGUCGUGAAAGGUACGAUUCAUGUUUUCCAUCAUUUAGCCAAAAUUCUGAUAGACCCUGGUGCCACUCAUUCCUUUGUUAGCCUUACAUUUAUGCUUGGAAUUGAUGUGAAAGUUGAAAGGCUACCUUAUGACCUAGAAGUAAGAACACCUACGGGUAACCAAACUUUACUUGCGAAUGAGGUGUAUAAAAAUUGUGAUCUUUGGAUUGGUGAGCGAAAACUAGUAGUCAACCUCAUAAGACUAGCCAUUAAAGGGUACGAUGUUAUUCUAGGCAUAGAUUGGCUAGCACAUUAUCAUGCUCGGGUAGAUUGUAGGUUGAAGGUGGUCGAGUUUUACAUACCAGGUGAGGCAACGUUAAAGUUAGACAUGAGGGGUAGAUUAGCCUCAUCUGCACUCAUUUCGGGAAUAAGGGCUCAGAAAUUGCUUAGUCAUGGGGCACGCGGUUAUUUAGCUUUUCUAGUUAACACCCCGGGAAAAAAAUGA
Messenger RNA from Coffea arabica (coffee), 636 nucleotides. The record is from RefSeq and is a predicted model, not a curated record. NCBI's taxonomy places the organism in Eukaryota, Viridiplantae, Streptophyta, Magnoliopsida, Gentianales, Rubiaceae.